Mucor velutinosus is the source of this 657-nucleotide messenger RNA. RefSeq lists its product as uncharacterized. NCBI's taxonomy places the organism in Eukaryota, Fungi, Mucoromycota, Mucoromycetes, Mucorales, Mucoraceae. The record is from RefSeq and is a predicted model, not a curated record. The transcript is spliced from 2 exons. Bases 1 to 657 code for a protein of 218 amino acids.
AUGAUCGCUCGCACAAGCUUAAAGACAUUGUACAAUCGAAAGACAAUUGGCAAGCUUGCCAAAUUACCAACAUGUGAUCUAAAGCACCAGAAAAGAGACUCAUCCUCUUCAUCCUACAAUGACAAUAGCAAAGACAACAAAGAUAAAAAACAACAAAUGACAAAAUCAACGACACAAAAGAAGGGCCGUGCUCCAGAUAUACCCUCCUUUAUGCCUGUCGUCAACAUUCCUGUCGCAGAAUUAGCUCACAACGCCUUUUAUUCAUUGCAUCGACCUUUGCUGGGUCUCUCAACACCUCGUCCUUUCUUAGCGGGUGGCAUGGUUGGACAAAUUAAGAAGGAAGAAGAUAACAACGAGUCCGAAGAAGCUCUAUUACAAUACAUGAUGAGCCUCCGACCCUUUGAGCCCCCAGGUUUGGAUACCAUGAAAGAAGAACAAGAGAAAUGCUCAACAACGACAUUGACUGUCGAGGUAGAUCCAUCUUACUUUUUAAAUCAUAACAACAACCAUGAUGAAAUUGCUGAUUAUUUGACUGCAAUGCAAGAAAAGCUGGAUCUCCUGUACGACGAAAGAACUAGAAAACUUGCCAACACCAAUGUAUUGAAAAAGAAGACGAGACGUCUAAGAAAGCGCAAGGGCUUUUUCGAAAAAAACUAA